CUACCGUCGACCAGGUGUUCGAGUCCUAUAGUAUUUUCGUCUGCAUACAAACAUUCCAGACAGUAAUCUACAACAAGAUGUCCGGCAACAUCGGCGACAUGUCUAUCGAGGAGAUAAGAAAAUUACCCAAGAAUAUAUUACGCAUAACAUCUAAAAUGAGCAAUGGGUAAUUUUUAAGUCAAUAAUUACAUUAUAUUAUUAUAUUAUGCUAUUUAAAUAUUAUUAUUAAUAAUAGUUUAAUGACGUACCUGAUAUAGUAAUAUGUAAUAAUUUAUUACAAAUAUCAUAUAACAAAAUAUAGCAAUAAAUAUGCAUGUUAAACAUUUUAAAACAAUAUGUAACUAUAUGAGUUAAAAUAUUCAAGGUUUGUGUUCGAGGUGAGCUCAGUCAAAAAAAAACCAAACAAGUUGUACCUAAUUAAAAUAUUAUAGAUUAUAGUGUUAAAUAUAAAAACUAAAUAGUAUAUUUGAAUUACUUUAUUUACAUAAUAUACGACCAAACACGAUAUACAACGAAGUAUGCAAUGGGUAUAUCAAUCUCCUGACAUAAUUAAGAUAAUUAAAUUUUGUCUUAGAAAUACUAAGUGGAGCAAAAAACAUAGAAAAAUAGGUACAAUAUUAAACAAAUAUUACUAAAGAAAAUAUAUAAUGCAUAUUUAAUUAUUUAACUAUAAUAUGACAUAGAUAUUAUUGAAAAAGCAACACUAUCAACCAAACUCCGCUCAGAAUCGUUUUCUCGUUAAUAAUGGUUAAUCGAUUUUUUUUUAUGUCUCAAAAAAUUAUAUUUUCCUUUUCUAAACGUGGUAAAACGUUCAAAACAUUUAAGCCAUUUUUGAGCUAUUUAUUGACAUUUUAAUUUUGAGAGUUUUUUACGUAAUUUAUAUUCGGUAGAUACUCUGUGGAUAAAAUUAAAAACUAAACAAAAAUGCAUGUUAAUUUAACAUAAAGUUCAUUAUAAGCUGUAGUUAUAGUGGUAAAAAAAAAAAAGUUGUCCUAAGAUAAUGGGGAAGGAUGCAGCUACUGUUAUAGAUAAUUUAAUGUAUAUCUAUUACCAAUGAUUAACUAUUGCUAACGGAAAAUCGAUUCUGAGCGGAGUUCAGGUGAUAGUGUAGUAGAUUUGUCAAUAAUAUGUACCUAUAAUAUCAUAAUCAAAUAAUUACAUAGGCAAUAUAUAUUUUCCAAAAAAUAUUUUUUGAAUAUUAUACCUAUUUUCCUAUUUUCCUAUGGUUUUUCCAUGGUCUUUUCCGGAUUUCCCAUUUAUUAAAAUUAUAUAAAACUAGUCAAAAUCAAAAAAUAGCAAAAAAAUCAAAAAAAAUUGGUAUCAUUAUAAAUUGGAGCAAAAUUGCUGUUAGAAAAAUUGUUCACAGAAAAAAAAUCGUAAUAUUUUCGUAAUAAAUUUUGUAAUUUUCCCAUUUUUCCUCCAUUUUUUUCGGUUUUCUACAUUUAUUUAGAAAAUUCUUGAGAAAAUUAAAAAAUUAUUACUUUAAAGAACCUCAGAUCACCUUUCAGAAAAAGUGCUAUUAUAUAAAUCAGAGCAAAAUUGCUGGUAAGAAAGUUGAGCACAAAAAAAAAAAAAGCCCGUAAUAAUUUUAACCAAUACCUACAUUUCGUACAUUUUUCCGUUUUUCUUCAAUUUUUUUUUCGCAUUUUUGCAUUUGAUGAGAAAAUCGUAAAAUAACCUCCUCAAUAAGUACUAAUAAUACCUACAUAAAUUUCCUUUCAGAAAAGAUGUAAACUAAAACAAAUUGCGAACAGAUAAAAAAAAAAAAUUAACAUCUUUAGAAAACAAAAGAAUUGAAUUGAAAACGUUUAUUUAAAUGCAUAAAUAAACCAAUUUUAUAUUAAUAUCCAUGAUUUGUCGAUUAUAAUCAUAUCUAAGAAUCAGUUCUGGUAGUUGAAAAAUUAUAUAUAAUAUAAUAAGUCAAACUCGUAAAAUCAUAGUUUUUAUAUAAGUUUGAACAAAAUGUAUUUUUAUUAAAACCUCUAACCUAUUUUAGAAUGAUUAAUUAAAUUAGUUAAAUUAAGAGAGGUCAUUUUUUUUGAUUUUUCUCAAGAGUUUUCCCAGCAAAUGUGAAAAACAGUGAAAAAACAUAGGAAAACCGGGAUAAACGUAGAAAAAUCAGUACUAUACUAAACAAAUAUUACUAAAGAUUAAAGAAAAUACAUAAUGUUUAUUUAAUUAUUUUAUCCAAAGUUGGUAAUAUAUGCGUAUAAAAUGUUUUAGACAUUACACGUUUAAUAAAAAGUAUAAAAUGACUAAAACGUAUAAAACUUUAUUACGACUAAGACAUUUUUUUUUUUGUGUUUAUUAUAAUAGUGAUACUGUACAUUUUAAAUUUUAUAAGUAUUUAAACUUAUACAUGUAUACAACAAAUUAAUAAAUCAUAUAAACUUAGUGAAUGUUCUUAAAUUAGAAUAAAAUAAAAAUAAAACAAUUUUUUUUUGGUAUUAUAAAUAUUAAUGUAGCUAAUAAAGAUUAACUAAAGAUAAACUUAGUGAUUAGCAUAACAUUUAACACUUAUGUUUUAGGUAAUUAAUAUAAGAUAUAUAAAAUCAUGAUUGAAUUCAAUUGAAAAUUAUUUUACAUGAUGAUUUCUGUUCAAUUGUUCAAUGUCAAAACUAAAAAAAAAAUUGUAUACAGUAUAAAACGUAUACAACUAAUUUUAUACAUACAUUUAAUACGUAUUUUAUGCUAUACUAUAUUAUACAUUCUAACCCUGAUUUUACUAUUAUAUGACAUAUAUAUUAUUGAAAAAGCAUUACUAUCAACUGAACUUUGCUCAGAAUCGUUUUUAGUAAACAAUGGUUUAUCGUUGUUAACAGAUACAAAUUAAUUUGCCUUCUAAAUAUCCUACCUUCCCAACUUCUCACCAACAAUAGUGGCUAAACCCAUUCUCAUUAUCCUAUGACAUCUUUUUUUUUUUUUUUUGAUUUUAAAUUUUGAAAGUAUAUUUUAUUGCUACUUUUGAAUAAUAAAAAUUAUUAAAAUAAUAAAUUACUGGCAAUAUCGUGUCGGGUUGGGCCAAAUGUAAUUUUUCAUAUUUUCACGUUGAAGGCGAAAUUUUUUAUUAAUACAUGUUUCUUUCGGUAGUUUAACUACCGAAAAUAUAUUUUAAUUUUAGUAAUUUACCUUAGAACUGAAAUACCAAUAUUUUACGAGUGUAAUAGUUGAUGUCGUUUGCAAUUUAUUACAAUGUGUGGAAGCGGUUCAGAAAAUUCGAAACAAAUGCCAGAGUUGACGUGUGUGGAGCAAAACUUUCGGUUUUGACAUAAUAAUAUUGUGCAAGGAUAAUUUAAUAAUGGGUAAAUACCAUUAUAUAAAUCGCACAACUUUGUAUUACAUAUUAUAUAAAAUGUACUCGACAGCUCCAUAAGCGUGUUACUUUUCCCGAGAAAUCGGGAACAUAAUGUGGCAAUUCCCAAGAGGAACGAACAUGUAUUUUAAAACCAAAUUUCUUGUGUGCAAAUAUAAUAUGAGUAUUCCUACAGAGUACAGGAUAAGAAGGGUUUCUAUUCCCCGGAGAAUCCUCUUCCCGAAACAAGAAAGAAAUCGCUUUCAAAAAAGGAACCCCUUUCCAAGACCUCUCUACCACUGCCAUUAUCCCUUGGUAUAAUUAUGGGUAUAAAGUAAAUAUAUAAUUUUUUAAAUAGAAAGUUAAGUGACUGCAGAAGUUUAAUAGUUUGUUCGUUCGUAAGUUUAGAUUAUAUUAUUUAUAAUGUUGAAACUGUCGAAAUAGCCUUUCUACAGAUCAUUUCCUCCCCUAGCCCGAUUAUUUCUGUUUUGUAUCGUGGUUGCAGUGAAAUUUAUUUACCAAGUACCCAUAACUAUAUAAACUAUUAUCACAAAUACUGGGAAUUUCUAGUUUUCACCGCUAAUCGUUAAAAAUAUCGUUUUAAAUUGUAAUGUUGAAAUUUUUUAUUUCCGUCGAUCUAUUUAAAAGAUCUAUUACCAAAUUUAAAAGUGGAAUAUCUCAUCAAUAAAUCGACGGAAAUCAAAAAUUUCAACAUUAUAAUUUAUUUUAACUUAUACUCCAUCUAUUAAUGGAAUUUUUAAUAUAGUUUGUCAUUUUAAAAUCAAAAGUAGGUAAUAUUUUUACCGCCGAAAAAAAGGGUGAAAAAAAAAUAACAUAAAUAUUAAAUUUUAGAGCAGCUUGCUUCUUAAAUGUUUUAGAAAACAAAUUCCCAAAAAAGUUAAUAUUUUUUGAGAUAAUGAGUGUACCUGCUUAAAUAGAUCAACUAGUAUAGAAACUUUAUUGCAGAAUUUUUCAUCUGCUUAGUACAUUGAGGAGGUAAUUUUUUUGAUUUGCCUAGUAGUUUUCUUAAUAAAUGGGAAAAAUUGACCCCAAAUUCUCUGCUCAAAAUCGUUUUAUUAUGAAUGAUUUGUCAUUGUAUACAACUAUAAAUUGAAUUACUCUAUAUAUCUUCCCUUCUAACUCCUUUCCUUAAGCAGUAGCACACCAAUUAAUAAUAUCAACCUUAUAUAACUAUUAUUUCUCACAAAUAAAUAAAUUACUAUUAAAAAAGAUUUAUCUAAUUUCUAAAUGAUUUAAUUAAUAUUAAUUUAAUUCUCAUUUAUCUAGAUGAGAUGAUAUGAUAUGAUAAAAAAAUAUACCUACUUGGAUGAAACACAAUACGGGACACGAGCUAUAAUCGUAUGAUAUAGACAUUCGUUGGUUCAUCAUCACCACGUGAUGAAUAUUAGCCAUUUUAUAAUUUGGUUAUAAUUAUUUUAUUAUAUAGUUCUCUGUUAUUUUUAUCUUUGCAUGACGAUCCCAAAUAAUAAUGCACAAAAAUUAAUAAAUAACAAAAUAUUUAAAAAUUGCGAUAACAUAUCGGUCAUGGUUAGAUUUUAAGCUAAAAAUUUGAAAAAAAUGUAUGCUUUUGGGAACUUUUAAUUUUUUUUUGCUUAUCUAUUAUUAAAUAUUUUGGUGCGAAAACGGUGUACAUUUUGUUACAAGUGAACAAAUGAUGCGUAAAUAUAUAUAACCCAAAAAUUAAACGGUGCGCAAAUGUCUUAUAAAAAAAGGUCAAGUUGUUUAGUGUAAACUUCUUAAAACGCGUUUAGUGUUAUCUCCACAGUCAAAACUCAUACGUGUUCAUGGCCUACAGAUGUCUUCGAAUAGUUACCUCUGUCGAAAGAUAUUGUGGUGACGGCUUCUGGUCGCGUAUUUUGUCACGUCACUCGUUAUUUUAAGGCCGUAGCGAAGAGACAAUUUCGACAGUUCGAUACCCUACGUGCAGAGCAUAAUAUUAUUAUCACCUGGAUAAAUGUGAAUGCAUCUGUCCACCGUAUAACCUCUAUCAAAUAAUGAAUUUCCAACCCUAAUUCAGUGGUACGCACCCCAGAACCAAAUUAAAACCCUUAUUACGAGGGUUCCGGAUACAAUAAACUAUAUCGCGGUUUCCGGCCCCAACUCUCAAAACGUUACUGAUUAUUAUUAUUAUAUUUUUUAAUAAUAAAACAAAAUUUGUUUUUUAUAUAACGGUUGCUAAUAACGCUGAAGGCUGUAAUAUUAUUUAACAACGUUUUCCAAUCUCGAUUUGCCCGUCAACUCCUGCAACAGUAAUAAUAGCUAGUAAGUUUUCGUUCGCGAUCUCGACGUAAUCCCCGCACCGCGCUCAUCGACCGUUGGUAUUUCGCGCCGACGCCCUCUGACUGCGGCUACAGCCAAUAAUCGGUAAGCUGCUGGCGAGCGAGCGCGAAACUCUUACAGGUUAAAGCGGAUUCUCAGCGAAAAUGGCGCAUAUUCAACGGAAGUAUGGUGGGAGGUGGCAGAUCGAUACACGACCAACACAAUAAUAAUAUGAUUUGUACAACGACGAGAAUGACGACGAUCCGAAAACAUUGAAAAAUACCGCGAGUUUAAUAACGGAAACAGCGCGUGUUUGUUAGACGUGACUGUGUGGGAUGUAGAGAAAGAUGAUAUUUUGUUAUGUCUUUUAGCUUUAUAGCCGCUAAAAAUGUGUGCACGGUGUGAAUAUACUAUCGAAUCGCCAAACACAAUAAAAUUAUUAUAAUUCCAACGAAAUAAAAAUUGCACGAUAAAUAAUUAUUGAUGAUGGAAGAAAAGUCUAUAUGAAUGAAAUUCCGGCGAAAAAAAGUCUGAAAACGAAAAGUAUCAGAAAUACUUUAAUUUUAUAAAAAAUACUAAACAAAAUACUGAAUGUUUAUGAGUUUAAAUAAUAUACGAGUACGUUAAUUUUAGAUUCAUAUAGGUACCUAUACUUACCUAAUUUUAAUAAUUGUGCAUUAAAUGAAAUCAGUUAAAUAAAAUAUAUUAUUAUAACAUAAAAACCCACGGUAAACCAAUGAUAACGAAAAACAAUUCCCAUGAACUAGUAACUAAAUUGGUUUCACAUAAUUUUUUACUCAAAUGAUUUUCGUCAAAAUUUGAUAUUUAAAUUCCUUUAUAAAACAAAAUACUUUAAAAAGCUCAUUUUUUUUUUUUUUUUACUACAAAGUACGACAUUUCAAAUUAAAUAUUCAAGCAUUUCUGUUCAGUCUUACAAUUUUAUCCACAGAAUACCUAACGAAAAAAAAUUACGUAAAAACUAGCAAAAUUAAAAUGUCUAUAAUUAGCUCAAAAUGGAUCAAAUGUUUAGAAAAUUUUACCUACCAUGUUUAGAAAAAGCAAAUAUAAUUUUUCUGUCAAAAUUUCAAGUCUUUGUGAAUAUACAAAACUAAAUUAUAUUAAAAAAAAAUGAUAAACAUAUUUCGGACGUGGGUGCAGCAACUAUUGUAAGUGAGAAGUUGGGAAAAUAAGAUAUAAAUGGGAAUUCAAUCUGAAAGCAACGAUAAACCAUUGCUAACGAAAAACAAUUCUGAGUGAAAUUCAGUUGGUAGUGUUACUUUGUCAACAAUAUAUAUUUCAUAUUAUGGUAAAAUGAUUACAGCAAUGUACGUUUCCAUGAUAACAAUAAUUAAUUUAAAAAAAACUUAAUAAUAACAAAAAAUAAAUAAAAACAGUUGCCAAUGUCAACUUUAUUUUUAAUCUUCCAAUCUUUUUGUAAAACCUAGUUUUCUUAAUUUUCUUGAAUAUUAAAAAGAAUUUCAAAAAAUCAGAGUUUGGCUUGUCAUACCCAAAGCUUACAAACAUUUUUUUACAAUGUACCUAACAUUAUUUUUGAGCCAAAGGCACAUUUGUUUAAAAAAGAUUUAAAAUAUAAAAUAAUAAAAACUUAAUAAUAACAAAAAAUAAAUAAAAAAAAGUUGUCAAUGACAACCUUAUUUUUAAUCUUAUAAUAUUGUUUAACCUGAAGAACCAGGUUUUCAUCAUUAUCUUGAAUAUUAAAGAGAAUUUUAAAAAUUUAGCUGUUUAAAAUACUAUCCAGAAAACAUUUUUUUUCAUAAAAGGUGCUAUACUUAAUAAUCGAAGUAAGCUUUCUAGCAGAAAAAUUAAUUACAUAAAAAAAAAAAAUUAAAAACAUAAAAUCAUUGUAAAAUCAAUACAUCCUUUAUUCCACUCAGAAUCUAAAAAUAUCUCGAAUACUAUUUCCUUUUCAUUAAUUGUAAUUUUCAAUUUACCCUUAGCAUCUGGCGUAUAUCCUGAAUUAUUAAAAAUUGUAUGUAACAAUUAUCUUUCUCUUUCUUUAUCUCUAUCACUUUAUAAACUAUUGGAAAAUUUUUUUAUGGAUGGAAUAGUAUUUUUAAUUAUCUAUUUUAACUUCAAAUUUUGACAAAAAUCACGGCAUUUCAAAAUAAUCGAACAUCACUACGAAUCGUAUUUAAUUAGUAUUAAUUUAUCGUUGCGUUUAUGUAUAAAUUAAAUAUCGGUAUGUAUUCUACAUUCUCAAUAUUUCACCUACAACAGUAGCACGCUAAUUAUCCGUAUCAGCUCUUUUCUGGCUUCUUUUUUUUAUAUUCAUAUACUACAUAGUUACAUUAUAUUUAUUAAUUGAGCUAUACAAUGAAUACAAAUUAAUAUAUUUUUUAGUCAUUCUAAAAUUGUCUUUUAUAAUUUUAAUGAAUUUAAAAAAAUAAAAUUCAAUAUUUAUAGUUAUAAAUUGAACACUAUUUCUUUCUACAAUAAUUCUAGUAUGUAGGUCUAUGUGGUCUAUAUUAUAAUAACCGAUAAAUUGUAUAAAAUGUAAAUUAUUAUUGUUAUUUUUUUUUCAGGUCUGCGGGAUUGUUAAUCUCCUCUCAUGCACUUGCAUCGAUUAGAGGACCCACUGCACAACUCGUGGAUCCUUUAAAUCCAGAGUCAACAAUUUCUAAUAGACCAAUAUAUAUCUCAAAUGAGCACCUACAAACUAUGUCAACCGAAUUCCGUUCUAUGCGCCGCAAUCAUGAAUUAUGUGAUGUUGUUCUCAAUAUUAACAAUAGAGAAGUAUUUGCCCACCGUAUUAUUUUAUCGGCGUGUAGUCCUUACUUCAGAGCCAUGUUUCAAGGGAAACACGGUGAACCUAAAAAAAAAAAAGUUGUAUUUUUUGGAUUGAAUGAAAUAGGUAUAGCUAUACAACUGUUAAUAGAGUAUUGUUAUUCUUCUGGAAUCAGAAUUGAAGAAUCUAAUGUUCAAAAUCUACUUUCGGCUGCUUGUCUGCUACAAAUGAAUGAAAUAAAGCAACUCUGCUGUAAGUUUUUGAAAAGCCAACUUAAUUCAUCUACUUGUCUUGGCAUCAAAGCAUUUGCUGAAAAACAUUAUUGUUUUCAGUUAUCAAAUGAAGCCAAUAAAUAUGCUCUUAAAAAUUUUCAAGAAGUCGUUGAGAGCAAGGAAUUUCUUCUACUUCCUAUUUCAGAGCUUAUUGAUUUCAUUUCCAGUGAUGAACUCAUUGUAAAAACAGAAGAACAAGUAUUUAGCGCAACAAUGUCUUGGGUCAAAUAUAAACCUGAGCGACGACAAAGUCUUUCAAAAGUACUUCAACACGUCCGAUUACCUUUAAUAAAUCCUAAGUUCUUAAUCCGUACAGUUGCAAGUGAUAGAUUAAUAAGAAGUGACGAAGAAUGUAAAAGUCUUAUUGAUGAAGCUAAAGACUACUUACUUUUACCAGAAGAACGGUCUUUAAUACAAGGACCUCGAACUAGACAUCGAAUACCUACUCGAAAAGGAGAGCUUUUAUUUGUUGCUGGAGGUUUAACCGUAUUCUCAACACUAGAUUCAUGUGGCCUUUAUGAUAUAGUAACAAAAGAUUGGAAAGAGAUUGCACCAAUGUUUAAAGAAAACCGGUCAUUAAAAGUUGCUGUACUUAAUGAUUCAAUUUAUAUAAUUGGCAAAAAUGACGAUCAGCUUAAUGAUAGUAGUAUUGAACGAUUCAAUCCACAAACCAAUCGAUGGUUUAAAGAUGUGCCUCCUCUAAUUACAAACCGUGUGUUUAUGGGAGUUGCUGUUUUAGACGGUUAUUUGUACAUAGUCGGUGGGUUAUUAAAUAAAAAACCAAUUAAUAAUGUUGAACGUUAUGAUCCGAAGGAAAAUAAGUGGAGUAUAGUGGCACCAAUGACAACAGCACGAUGUUCUGUUGGAGCUGUCGCUUUAGGUGAUUAUUUGUACGCAAUCGGUGGCCUAGAAAAUGUGUCAACAUUGGCAUCUGUUGAACGUUACGAUCCAAGAAUGAACAAAUGGACAGUAAUUGCCCCAAUGUCAGAAAGAAGGAGACACUUAGGAUGUGCUGCUUAUAAUAAUAUGAUAUACGCAGUUGGAGGCCAUAGCGAAAAUCCAUCCAGCAUUGCCAAGGUUUUGAAAAGUGUUGAGAGAUAUAAUCCACUAACAAAUUCGUGGUCUCCAAUUGCACCAAUUUCAACUCGGAGAGCUUUUUUAAAUUUAGCAGUAGUUAACGGAAAAUUGUACGCUGUCGGUGGAAGGAAUACAAGAGUAUCGACAAAUAUUAUUGAGGAAUAUGAUGAGAUCCAAAAUCAAUGGCGUUUAUGUGGAACACUGAAUGGUCGAUUUGAAAUGGGCAUUGGAGUUAUCAGGUCACCAUAAACCGAUAACAAUUAUAUAAUUAUUAUACUAAGAGACAAUAUUUUUUAAUUUCAUUUUUGAUAUUUUAAUAAUUUAGAUUCAUUAAUUUCUAACUAAAUCUUAAAUUGGAAUUUAUAUUUUAGUUUUUUGUAAAGGUACAUUGAUAGUGAAGCACAACAGUAACUUAAAUAAUAUAUUAUUAAUUAAAAC
This is a messenger RNA of Cinara cedri, 10105 nucleotides long. The record is from the annotation of a GenBank genome assembly. Lineage: Eukaryota; Metazoa; Arthropoda; Insecta; Hemiptera; Aphididae.